GUGAUCAGUGGAAUCAGCUGGUUCCCGUUGGGUCCUUAUGAAAACCCACAGACACACGGCACAUGUUCGAGUGCCAACUGCCUUCGAGAGGGAGCCUUUUGUACCCAAACUGCUAAUGUCUACACAGUCCUGCUUUUGAACAGAGGAAGAAAAAAAGUCGUCAUCACGAGGUGUGGUUCAAGAGGAACGUGACGCACCAUGUCUUGUGUGCUCUUUGCCGUUGGACUGGCGACAGGAUUUCUGUCUCUCAGACUCCUCUUCCUCUCCGGCCUGCUGACGGAGCAGCCAGGAGUCCCUCUGCAGUUCGUCAGCAGUCAGGAUGGACAAGGUCUCGGGCAUAACCACACAGAUGAGAACAGGAGCGUGGCAGCUGAUCUCUCCGAGACGAUACGAAUCUUGUGCUGGAUCAUGACGGAGCCCAAGAACUUGGCGUCCAGGGCCAAGCACAUUAAGCACACGUGGGCCAAGCGCUGCAACAGAGUGCUGUACAUGAGCUCUGUGGAGACCGAUUUCCCCACCGUGGGACUGAAUGUGACCGAGGGGAGGAGUCAGCUAUAUUGGAAGACUAUCAGGGCCUUUCAGUACAUCCACCAGAACCACCUGGGCAAUGCCGACUGGUUCCUGAAAGCCGACGAUGACACGUUUGUUGUUGUUGAGAAUCUCCGCCUGGCCUUGUCUAGGUAUGAUCCAGAGAAGCCUUUGUAUCUCGGGAGGCGGUUUACCCCGUUUAUCCGACAAGGCUACAUGAGCGGCGGGGCAGGUUAUGUUCUCAGUAAAGAAGCGCUGCGAAGAUUUAUAAGGGGAUUCGAAAGUCAGGAAUGCAACCACUACUCCGACAUUGAAGACAUGGCUUUGGGUAAAUGCAUGGAGACCAUGAAAGUGGAGCCGGCAGACUCGCGGGACUCGAAAGGGAGACAAACGUUCCAUCCCUACCCUCCAGACCAUUACCUGAUCAGGCAGCCCCCGAGACCACGGCCUUGGUACUUGUUAUACGAGUAUUACAGCCCAAGAGAGGGUCCGGAAUGCUGCUCAGAUUUUGCCGUAUCAUUUCACUACAUUCAUGCUGUUGAAAUGUACACUUUGGAGUACUUAACUUAUCACCUGCGACCGUACGGCUACAAGUACAGAUACACUGCUGAUAAACGAACGGGAAUCAAUGAAACAGUUGGGACCAUGUAACAUGCCAGUGUCUCCUGCACACAUUUCUGCCUCUUUCCAAUGCAAGUGAGUAAAAAGUGGACUAAUAUGCUGUUUUUGGUCAAUUCCUUUUU
Lampris incognitus (smalleye Pacific opah) is the source of this 1271-nucleotide messenger RNA. It is a transcript of the gene c1galt1a, whose product is annotated as core 1 synthase, glycoprotein-N-acetylgalactosamine 3-beta-galactosyltransferase 1a. Gene Ontology annotation, cellular component: membrane. Gene Ontology annotation, molecular function: N-acetylgalactosaminide beta-1,3-galactosyltransferase activity. The record is from RefSeq and is a predicted model, not a curated record. Lineage: Eukaryota; Metazoa; Chordata; Actinopteri; Lampriformes; Lampridae. Bases 199 to 1179 code for a protein of 326 amino acids. The transcript has 4 exons.